Penicillium manginii is the source of this 606-nucleotide messenger RNA. RefSeq lists its product as uncharacterized. The record is from RefSeq and is a predicted model, not a curated record. The coding region runs from base 1 to 606 and encodes 201 amino acids. The transcript has a single exon. NCBI's taxonomy places the organism in Eukaryota, Fungi, Ascomycota, Eurotiomycetes, Eurotiales, Aspergillaceae.
AUGCACGCCUCAUCUUUCGACAACGAGAUCCGCGAUGUCAUUAUCAUCGGCGCUGGGCCUUGCGGAUUGGGCGUCGCUGCCCGCUUACAAGAGGAAACUCCCUCGGCAAUGUUCACAGAUGAAGAACACCAGCGAUAUCAUUGGAUUAAGAAGCAUACGGGACGGAUGAAGCUCGUUCAAGCAGGAAACGCCAAGUUGAAUGGGGUGCGGGCAGAGAAAUGGAAUGCAGCUAAAAAAUGUCCCUGUGAUAUUAAAGAAGAACAACAGAAUAUGGAUGGACGCCGAGGAUCAGUUGACUCGGUAUCGUCUGUUCCUUCGCUUUCCUCGUCUACAACCUCUUCCGAUUCGACAUAUUCCACUCUUGUUCUCGACGGCACGGGCGAUAAAUGGAUGCAGCGAUGGAACAACGCUUUCCGAACGUUGGAAAUAAAGCAGCUACGCAGUCCGAUGUUUUUUCAUCCAGAUCCUGGUGAUCGGGAUGGUAUGCUGGCUUAUACACAAAAGGUCGGUCGGGAGAGUGAUUUGUGGGAAAUUUCAGGCUGUGUCGGGAAGGAGAUGAGCAAGCAUAAGAAGAAGAAAAGAAGACAAGGCGGAAAGCAGCAGUGA